Molecule: messenger RNA, 402 nt
Organism: Racocetra persica
Lineage: Eukaryota; Fungi; Glomeromycota; Glomeromycetes; Diversisporales; Gigasporaceae
Source: the annotation of a GenBank genome assembly
AUGAGAAAAAAGGUUAGUAAAAAGAUAAAAAAACUUGGUUUAGAUGUUGAACCUUUUCUAUCUAAUGAUUUAGAUAGCUGUCAAACUCUUUUUCAUGAUCUUAAGCAAUAUGACGAAGAUGCAGUUAGACCACCUACAAAAGAGAAGUUAGAUAAAUAUAAAAAGAUAUCAGAACUUAAAGCCAGUCCUGAACCUAGAACACAAUUCUUUAGAAAAGAUAAUAAAUCUAAAAAUUUGAUUAAUGAAGAAUUUAGUUGCUUCGAAGAAAUUACUGAUAAACAAAAAAGAGAUCUAGAAUUUAGAGAGCAAGAAGAAUUAGAUAUAGCACUUAAAAGAAGGGCUAUAGCAGUGUAUCAUGCAAAAGUUUUCGGAUCUUACUCUGACAAUAAAAGUUAUAUAUAA